AUGAUACAGAGUAUUUGGCAGAUACUCUGGCUAUUAGGCGGAGAAGGCAAUGGCACCCCACUCCAGUACUCUUGCCUGGAAAAUCCCAUGGACGGGGGAGCCUGGUGGGCUGCCGUCUAUGGGAUCACACAGAGUCGGACACGACUGAAGCGACUUAGCAGUAGCAGCAGCUGGCUAUUAGGUUUCUCUAAUAGCCCAGGCUUGGCUCCCUUCCCAGGAAACACCACUUGGUCCCUUUGCCUGUUGCCAAUGUUCCAGCUGACAGUUACCCCGGCAAGUGCCCUGGCAGAUGAGCCUGUGCAUAUCCAAGCAACGGGCCUGCCCCCACUGCAGAUGGUGACCCUCAUGGCAACCAUGAAGGAUGACAAGGGGAAUAUAUACCGGUCCCGAGCUUUCUACAGGGCUAACGAGGCUGGGGAACUGGACCUGAAGCGAGAUCCUGCUGUGGGGGGCCACUACGUGGGGGUCCAUCCGAUGGGCCUCUUCUGGUCCCUGAAGUCCGAGAGGCCUUUUGACAGGCUAAUUAAGAGGGAUGUGAUGAACACACCCACCUGGAUCACUCUGGAUCUAUAUGACUCAGUUUACAUACACAAGGUAGGCGAGGUUCCGCCCAAGGCCAGCCAGGUGCUGCAGCGCUGGUUCUCCAGCCCCGACCUGCAGCGGGUGCCCAUCCGAGAAGGUCGUGUGAGAGGAGCCCUGUUCCUGCCUCCAGGGGAAGGCCCAUUCCCAGGACUCCUUGAUUUGCUUGGGGGCAUCGGGGGUCUAGUUGAAUAUCGGGCCAGUCUUUUGGCUGUCCGUGGAUUUGCAGUGCUGGCUUUAGCAUAUUUUGCCUAUGAUGACCUGCCCAAGCAGCUGGGGGAGGUGGACCUGGAAUAUUUUGAGGAAGCUGCCAACUUGCUACUAGCUCAUCCCAAGGUCCUAAAGCCGGGAAUUGGAGUGAUAUCUGUGAGCAAAGGUGCAGAGAUCGGGCUGGCCAUGGCCUGCUACCUCAAGCAGGUGGCAGCCACUGUCUGCAUCAAUGGGACCAAUGCCAUCCAUGAAUUUCCGCUCAGGUACCGGGAUCUGGUCAUAAACCCCAUCCCCUCGUUUCCAGAGCGCAUGCAGGUCAGCGUCGCGGGUGCUGUGCGCAUCCGCCACUUCAAGGGCGACCCCCGAGAUGAACGGUAUCAACACAGUGUGCUUCCUGUUGAAAAGGCCCGGGGCCCAAUCCUCUUCAUUGUAGGGGAGGCUGACGAAUGCUUCAAUAGCAAAGAAUACGCUGAGCAGGCACUGGACCAGCUGCGGAGGCACGGCAAAAGCAGUGGAAGGAUGCUGGCCUACCCCGGGGCGGGCCACCUGCUGGAGCCGCCCUACGGGCCCCUGUGCUGUAUGUCCUGGAGCCGCGGCCUCUUCCUCCCCAUGCUCUGGGGCGGGGAGCCUGAGGGCCAAGCGGCAGCCCAGGAGCACUCCUGGCAAGAGAUCCUGAAAUUCUUCAGGCAACACCUUGUUCUGAGCAGAAGCACACUGUAA
Molecule: messenger RNA, 1509 nt
Organism: Budorcas taxicolor (takin)
Lineage: Eukaryota; Metazoa; Chordata; Mammalia; Artiodactyla; Bovidae
Product: acyl-coenzyme A amino acid N-acyltransferase 2-like
Exons: 4
Coding region: 1-1509 (502 amino acids)
Biological process (GO): fatty acid metabolic process; acyl-CoA metabolic process
Cellular component (GO): peroxisome
Molecular function (GO): fatty acyl-CoA hydrolase activity
Source: RefSeq, a predicted model, not a curated record